Molecule: messenger RNA, 4159 nt
Organism: Panonychus citri (citrus red mite)
Lineage: Eukaryota; Metazoa; Arthropoda; Arachnida; Trombidiformes; Tetranychidae
Product: cell adhesion molecule DSCAML1-like
Molecular function (GO): protein binding
Source: RefSeq, a predicted model, not a curated record
AUUUUACUCAUUCCCAGUAAAUGAUCAAACCAAAUAAGUUUAUAGUUCUAUCAACAAAUUGAGUUAAUUUAAAUUGAAGAAAAUGUGAAACUUUCAGUGUUUAUUGAAAUGAAUUAAAAACAAGUAAUUAGGUGACACAAUUAGACAAAAUCAACAGUUGAUAGAUUCUCAUUUUAAACACUGUUAAUAAACAUAAUCAAAAUUCUGCCAAUCGAACCUUAACUCAAUCUCUUCUUUUUAUAUUGAUUGUGUUUGAUUGAACACUUUAUGUAGCGAUAAUUAUUAUUAUUGCCGGUUAAUUUUAUUCAUCAAAACUGUUGAUUAAUUCAAAUUGAGUGAAAUAUAAUCAUCAUCAUCACAUAUUCAUUUGAUUAUUAAUUGUUUGUGUUUUUAUCAAGAUAUCAUCAUCUUAGUCUCUAUCAAAAUAAUUGAGUUUAAUUUAAUUGUUUAAACAAAAAUGAGAAGGAAAUUAAUGUUUCUUAAUUGUGAUUCAGUUGCUAUUCAAACAACUUGGAUAUUUAAAUCAUCAUCAUCGGUGACAUGUCUACAAUUAAUGUUAUUUGUACUGACACUUAAUUGUAGUAACAAUUUGGUUGUAAAUUCACAAAGCUUAGAAAUUGAUUAUUCAGGUCACACAGAAGUCGAAGGUAUCGCUGGUCGAUCAGUCUCUUUACCAUGUAACAUAACGAUAACCAACGGGAAUAUUAAAGAAGUGGCCAUUAUUUUAUGGUACAAAGGAGAGACUGGAAUUCCUGUUUAUACAGUUGACACUCGGAAUAAAAGUUCAUUAAGUGGUUCAAUUCAUAUUCCAUCUAGUUCUUAUAAGAGUCGAUCUUAUUUUGAAAUGUCCAAAAGUCCACCGACUCUACGAUUAGAUAAAGUUAGUGAAAAAGACUCGGGUGAAUAUCGAUGUAGAGUCGAUUAUGAAAAAUAUCCAACACAAAACUUUCACAUCAACCUAACAGUUAUCGUGCCACCCGAAUCAAUUUUCAUCGUUAAUACCGAAACAAUGGAAAAACUUGAAGGUCUAGUUGGACCUUUCAAUGAAACCUCAGAUUUAUCUUUAAGCUGUGAGGUUUAUGGAGGUCAACCCAGGCCAACAUUAACAUGGUGGAAAGAUGAUAAACCUUUAAUAGCCUCUUAUGAAAUUAUAUCAAAUGAAGUGACCCGAAGUGACCUAAGCCUUACCAAUCUAAGUCGACCCUUACUACUUUCAAAGAUAACAUGUAAAGCGGUUAACAGCCCAUUAACUGAUCCAUUACAAACAUCAAUCACAAUUAACCUUAACUUGAAACCAUCAACAAUAUCAAUUGAAUUUCCUUCAAGUAAAAUUAUAUCAACUGGUAAACGAAGUGAACUAAUUUGUAGAGUUUCCGGUUCCAGGCCACCAGCUCGAUUAUUUUGGUGGCUUGAUGGUCGUCGAUUGAACAAAUCUCGUGAUACAAUUUCUAAAGAUGGUAAUGAGACAAUGAGCGUUCUCUCAUUUACCGGAACUUCAACUGACAAUGGUAAAGAACUUAUCUGUCAAGCAGAAAAUCCAUUGAUGAAGAAUAGCAGCUUAGAAGAAUCAGUCAGACUUAACAUUCAUUAUGUUCCAAUUGUGAAUAUUGUUCUUGGUGCUAAAAUUGAUCGUGACUCAAUUCGUGAAGGAAGUGAUGUGUAUUUUGAGUGUAUCAUCGAUUCGAACCCGUGGCUUACAGAGGUCACUUGGAUAUUCAAUGGAUCACCUUUAAUGUCCCAACCUUCAUCUGGAAUAAUAAUCUCGAAUCAAUCGCUUGUCCUUCAGAAAGUCAAACGGCAAAAUCGAGGAUAUUAUUCGUGCUCAGCAACAAACUCUGAAGGAAUUGGAACCAGUGAUACCUUUUACCUUAAAGUGCUCUUUUCCCCUGUUUGUAAACCUUUCCAGGAAGUUAAAUUUGGUGUAGCUCGUAAUGAGAUGGUCAAUAUAAGCUGUUCAGUUGAUGCUGAUCCAGAUGAUGUUCAGUUUAAUUGGAUGCUCAAUAAUACCCUGGAAACUGUUGAGAUACGUUCAUUUACCUCAAAUUCAAGUCUUUCCGUAGUUUCCUAUGUACCAAAGUAUAAAAACUCCUAUGGUGUCCUACUUUGUUGGGGAUCAAAUAAAGUGGGUGUCCAGACUGACCCUUGUUCAUAUCAAGUGAUUCCAGCAAGUCCUCCUGAUUCAGUGACCAAUUGUACCAUUCGUAACCAAACUUUGGAUUCCCUAAGUGUCUCAUGUUUACCUGGUGAUAGCGGUGGAUUGACUCAAAUAUUUUUCCUCGAAGUUUAUAAUUCUGAUAUUCAAAAGCUCCAUUGGUCCACCGCAAGUCAAGUGCCUUCAUUUUAUAUCAUCCUUCCCAGUUCAACGAGGUUUACUCUCAACAUCUAUGGUAGCAAUAAGAAAGGUCGAAGUCCAUCCGUUUCCUUGACCACUUAUACACUUAAUUUACCUCAAAAAGAGGCUAAAAAACAAGAAUCAACAGAAUCAUCGUUCCAGCCAAUAAUUGGAAUUCUGAUUGGAAUUAUAAUAACAAGUUUACUCAUCAUGUUCGGAAUUAUGAUUUGUAUCAAGAUACGUUCAGAUAACAAUUCAAUUAGUAAAGAUGAUUCUGGUAAAUCUGUUUGCUCAACAAGCUGUAUGGUUGAUGAUAAUGUUGGCAAGUCAUCAGCUCAUCAUCAUCAUCAAGGUAAAUCUGGUGACUUUGAUAAGAUUGAAAAUACACUGGAUCCAUUUAAAGAGUACAAGGAGCUAUACGAUUCAAUGGAUUCUGGAUUCAAUAUCAACCUUAUGAAACCAAUUUCAACAAAGAUUUCAUACAAGGAUCCAUUGGAUAAAAUGAUAUCUUCCUCCGGUGGAGUUGUUUCAACCUCUCCCACUGUUAAUAACAACACCGAUGUUACUUAUGCAGAGUUAUCCCUUUUUUCAUCCCAUCAUCAUCAUCAUCAUUAUCAUCAUCAUAAUCAAUGUGAUAAUAUCAAUAACAAUAAUAACAAUUUCAAUAAUUCAACCAAUAAUAAUAAUAAUAAUCAUCUAAACAAUAAUAAUAAUACCAACAAUUCAGGAACAAUUUCCCGCCGAAGAUUGAAAUUUGAACCCACUGAAUAUGCUACAAUUGAAUAUUUAACAAGCACCACUAACCAACAAUCAGCCAAUAAUCAACAUCAUCUAAAUCAUAACAAUUUAACAAUUGAUUCAACGGGUAAACACCAGGAAAAUAUAAAUAAUAAUAAUCAUAAUAAACUGGACAAUCGGUCAGCAUCAAGCUUUAAUAAUAAUAUUAACAAUAACAAUAAUAACAAUCAAGGGAUGAUAAUGAUGACCACAACAAUUGAACCGGAAACAGGGGAGAUGAUGAUGAUGACAAGAACAGCCAACAAUCAGUUGAUUGCUGAUGGUUGUUCAGAGACUGAAGUUUCAAUUGAAACUCCGUUAAUUGAAAAUGUUAAACCAAAUUACAGAUCUCAUGAUAUCAUUAUACGAAAGGUUUCAUCAAGUGAUUUAAGGAUCGCGACUCCAGUUUGAUGUAACAAUUAACCGUUAAUUUAAUAAAUUAGCAUAUCGAUUGAUCAUCUGAUCAUAUUUACUGGAAUUAUGAACAUAUAACUUGAUACGAUUUGCAUACAUCAAUCAAUCAAUCAUCCAGGAACAAUUAUAAUUGGAAACCAUUUAGAUGCCUUGACUUAUAUCAACAAUUAAUUUCGAUUAACUAAUUGUCUCAAUAACAGUUGACCAAAUAUUUGAUUAUUUUGUACCGAGAUGAUUUGUUUACUUGGACCAAAGAUUGAAGCAGUUAAACACCACGAAUAUCGAGAAAAUAUCAACAAGUACAUUCGAAUGUCCAUCUUUGAACAUUUAGUUCUCGAUUUAAAUGUAAAUUAUUUUUCUAAUAAUCAAACGAUACAAUUUUCUUUGUAAUACAUUUCUAUUGAUGCUCAACACUUAAAUGAGUAAUUUAUUUUAAAAGAAUAUAAAAUUCAUGUGAUUAAAAUACUGAAUUUGAAUGUUUCCCUGUAUUUGAUUUCGAGAAAAGUCAAAAAAAAAAUCAAUCGAUUUCAAGAACCAAAUGAUAAAUAAUAAAAUGGACGAAAAAAUUACAAUCACAUUAAAUGUUUCUUUCGAUUAUUUAAUUGGUCAUGAAUUUUUUUGAAUAAAAAUUGGAAU